Molecule: messenger RNA, 462 nt
Organism: Habropoda laboriosa
Lineage: Eukaryota; Metazoa; Arthropoda; Insecta; Hymenoptera; Apidae
Product: toxin Bcs III 15.09-like
Exons: 4
Coding region: 9-173 (54 amino acids)
Source: RefSeq, a predicted model, not a curated record
ACUUUUGCAUGAACGGUGGUACCUGCCUGUUUUUCGAGACCGUGGGUGAACCAGCAUGCAGAUGCGCGGAAGGCUUCACGGGUCUGCGGUGCGAGACGAAGGACGUCAUCAGCACCGGAAAUAUGGAUAAGUUCUCUUCGUUCGCCGAGGACGUGACGCUCGCCCGCUUCUAGCGCAUCUAGCGGCACUGUCAAGCUUGCACAUCGGGACAUUCAUCGUGUUUUGUUUUGUUGUAGCCUCACCCACAUCCCCUCCCGUUACCCACUGUUCAGGUUCCUACAUACGCGUCCUCGUCUUCUCCGCUCUCCUCGGGCUCACCGACACUUUUCCACCAGAUAUUUCCAUUCCCCAGUCCAAACACCGAACGUUACUCCCGCACACGCCACAUCCUACAGACGUUUUCCACUUUCCCGCUUCGUUUCCUACAUAUUCCAGCUCUUCCUGUUCGCCGUUGCCUCGUUU